ACAGCAUCCUUUUAGCUGCUGCUUCUUCUACUUCUCAUCUUGUGCAUUCCUUUUCGCCUGCGUUUGCGUGUGUGCGUGUCCUCCAGCUUGGAUGUGGGCAUGCUCCCGCCUACCACCACCCUAUCCAGCCUCAAGAAAUCGUAAAUUAUUUUAGUGCUGCCAAUAAAUUGAUGCCAAAAUCUAAUCGGAGCUCGCGCGCAUGAUACCUGCUGUUCUCGAACGGUGGGUAUCCAACGGUGUUUCGGUUAACUGUUACGCUUACUGUAACUGUAACUCUCUCCCCACAAACCCGCGCUGAGGCUGACUUCUGUGUGUGCGUGUCGUGUGAAUUUUCACAAUUAAUUAAAAAUGCAAACAGCCUAGGGCACAGCAACGAAACAACAAAAACAGCACCCCUGUGCUCUCAAUUUGAAUUCCUUUCUUUUGUCUGGCGUGUCCUUGCCCUCAUACGGGUGUGUGUAUAUGUGUGAAACUGAGAGGAUUACAACUGAAUUUGAUGUGCCAACAACAAGAGAGAAAAGAACAGGCGUUUACAACAACAGCAACACAGUCGCCACUUGGAGUACCAAUUAAAUGGCAAAGCCACGCAGAAAACGCUUCCGUUUGAGUCUGUGUCGACGUCCACGUUACAGCAAGCACAAGAUCCAUGCCACAAAAUAAGCAAAAGCCACAGCAGCAGCAUCAGAAACGUUCCGCAAAUAGCAACAGCAACAGCAACAGCCAUUGGAGCCACAGGAGCAGUAGCAGUAGCAGUAGCAUGAUGGAUAAACGAUCCCUCUGCCUGCUGGUCAUCUGCGUGAAUCUCUGUCUCGUGAUCUGGCUGGUGAGCGUGCAACAGCCACAGAUGCUGGAGACAGAGGCCCCAGCCUCAGCAGCAGCCCUGACAGCAGAGAAGGAUGUGGAUGUGAGCAGCGAAACAGAGGAGUCGCCGCCAACGCCGCCGCCACCAUGUGGCAAAGAAAGAAUCGGGAGAGAAAGCAGGAGCUGGAGCAGGAGUUGGAGCAGGAGCUGGAGCAGCAAACCAAACCAAAUACACGACACCCCUAGUCGCAUCCCUAGUUAUAACGAUAGUUUAGAUCUAAGUCUGACUUCCCAGGCGGCGGCACCGCGAACACCCGCGCCCCAGGUCUUCACCAAUCUGAUGGAUCUGCACAAUUUCGCGUAUCUGAUGAAUCAGCCGCCCUGCGAUGCCCGUGUCCAGGCCUUGAUUCUCGUGCACACCUCGCCUUACAACCACCAGAAGCGGGCGCUCAUCCGACAGACGUGGGCCGAGAAAAAGUACAUCGAGAGGACACCCCUGAGGGUAAUCUUCCUGCUGGCGGACGUGUGGCACGAGCGGCCCAGCUGGCAGCACUUCUUGGACCAGGAGAACGCCAAGAACGGGGACAUGGUGCAGGGGAACUUCAAGGACGACUACCGGAACAUGACCUACAAACAUGUGAUGGCCCUCAAGUGGUUCAACGAGAACUGCCCCCAGGCCCAGCUGCUGGUCAAAGUGGACGACGAUGUGUACAUGAAUACGCCGCAGUUGGUCAAAUACCUGAAGGAUCCCACGCGGGCAGAGCACGACCUGCUGCUAGACCCCAACCUGCUGCUCUGCAGGCCCGUCAAGGCCCCAAGGGUUAAGCGAUCCUAUCGCUCCAAAUGGCGGGUGACGUACAAAGAGUACCCGUAUCGAUAUUAUCCGGACUAUUGUCCAGGAUUCGCCAUCGUCUACGCCCCAGAUGUGGCGCGGCGGCUGUUCAAGGCCGCGCAAAAGGCCAAAUACUUUUGGGUGGACGAUGCCCUCAUCACCGGCGUCCUGGCCAAGGAGACGCACACAAAGAUCACCAGCCUGCAGCAUGUGAUUGGCAAAACGGACACCAUGCAGCUGAUUGCCGGACAGAUUGGCUUCGACUACAAGGAGUUCCUCUUUGCCUUCCAUGGCAUCCAGCCGCACAUGUGCAACAGCCUGUGGGAUCUCACUGUGGAGACCAAUUACACGUUGGAGACGUCUCCAUCGUCCUCUUCAGCUGCUUCCUCCUCCCCUGCGCUCAGUGCGAAUACCUCCGUCAUGAGCACGGGCCUUAGUUAGUUUUAAUCUCGGCUUAGUCUCGAUUCGCGUUUAAUUUCGUUAUGGCUGUUCAGUUCUUAGGGUUUCCCUUGUAAGUCUCUCUAAGUUUUAAGUUUGAUUUUUUUGUUUAGCUAUUAUAAUUAUUAGUCGAUUAGUUAUAUAGUUAAUGUUUAGGUAGCAUUUUGUCAUGGAACAUGAGAAGCAGAGGAGGAUUUGGAGGAGAACGGAAACGGAAACAGAAACAGAAGCCGAACAAAGUCAAGUGAAACCACCACCCAACCACCUGCCUACAAUCAUUCGUAUCAUACGAGUAUAAGCUAAGCGAUUAUACAGAUAUAGUCAUACGCAAGGGAGUGCCGUGCUGUGCCGUGCCGCCUCCUGGUGAUAAGAAGAAGCCACUCUCGGACAAGUCGAAACAGCAACAGAUAAUAGCAGCCACAAAAUGCGAUUACCUUAAGCACAACUAUUUUUAAGUCGUAAGAAGACGAAUGCAAAUGCAACACAAAACACCAUAGUACUUAACGAACCAUACAAAACAGAAGAGAACAUAACAGAACAGAACAGAACAGAACAGAAGAGAUGCUGGGAGUGCUUCGAAGGUGAACGAUGAAUCCCAAACCAAAUAAUGAGCAGUGUGUGAAAGGAAAGGACGUACAGAAUACUCUCGAUACGGGGGAGGGGAGAACGAGGAGUGAUGCGAUGCUUCAACUAUUUUUUCUAUUGUGUAAACAUUUUUAUAGCCCAUCAUCUCUUUCGCUCUCUCUCUAUUAAUGUAUCGAUACGAUCUGAUAAAUAUACACCGUAAAUAAAAUAGAAUAAACAACAAAACGCAGUAUAAACAACAUAAGAGGGAACAUGUACGUACGAAUAUCAAAAGCAAAAGCAAACACAGAAUGAACGAACGAAAAAUGUAACAAAUGAAAUUUAUAAAUGUG
Drosophila persimilis is the source of this 2988-nucleotide messenger RNA. RefSeq names its product beta-1,3-galactosyltransferase 5. Lineage: Eukaryota; Metazoa; Arthropoda; Insecta; Diptera; Drosophilidae. Gene Ontology annotation, molecular function: hexosyltransferase activity. The coding region runs from base 647 to 2074 and encodes 475 amino acids. The record is from RefSeq and is a predicted model, not a curated record. The transcript has 3 exons. Gene Ontology annotation, cellular component: membrane.